CUACCCCUUCAACCAACCUCAUCACCACCAUAACUACCGUCUAUUCCAAUGUCUUACGCUCCUCAGCAGAACGGUCCUUACUACCAACCUCCUCAGCAAGGUUAUUAUCCUCAACAACAACCUCAGCAGGGAUACUACCCUCCACAACAAGGUGGUGGUUUCUACCAGCCAACUCCUCCUCCUCAGACAAUUUAUGUUCAGCAAGCACCACCACAGAGACAGGAUGAUGGCUGUUGUACUGCCUGUUUGGCUGGUAUGCUGUGUUGCUGUGUACUGGAGGAAUGUUGUUAAAUCCUUUUGUCAUACAUUUUGCCCCACGCCCUCUGUAAACUUUUGGAGACUUUGCUGUUCUAUUAAUUACUAGACACAAAAAAGAAAAAAGAAAAAAAAAGACAUCAUCUUUACUAGAUACAGGGACAAGAAUCAGAGUAACCCUCGCUCUCUUACACACUGUCUCUUUACAAACAUACUUCUUUACCUCUUGGUUUGUUUGUCAUAUUUCCCAUUCGUUCCGUUCCUUUUAUACUCUCUAAACACCUCUAUUUUAUUUUUAAUUUUUAAAACCCCCCUUAUAUUGGUUUUUCUAAUAUAUUUUUUAUAUAUUUUAUAUAUAUAUAUAUUUCUAUCUAUAAUAA
Phycomyces blakesleeanus NRRL 1555(-) is the source of this 635-nucleotide messenger RNA. RefSeq lists its product as hypothetical. Lineage: Eukaryota; Fungi; Mucoromycota; Mucoromycetes; Mucorales; Phycomycetaceae. The record is from RefSeq and is a predicted model, not a curated record. The transcript is spliced from 3 exons. Bases 49 to 291 code for a protein of 80 amino acids.